CAACGAAGAGAGAAACAAAAAAGAAAACGAGAAGCAUCACCGCCAUGAUCGCAUUUUGCUGAGGCUAAAAAGAUAAGCAACAAUCAAAGCGUGUCGAAUCGCAAAAUAUCAAAUCACAAUCAACAGUGACUACGUUUCGUUCCUCUCCUUCGUUUCGUCUUCGAUCUUCGGUUUCAUUCUGCGUUUGUUCACAUCAUGGCCACCGCUUCAGUGGCAUUUAAGUCCAGGGAGGACCACCGCAAGCAGAUUGAGUUGGAGGAGGCGCGUAAAGCAGGGCUUGCGCCGGCUGAACUCGAUGAAGAUGGAAAGGAAAUCAAUCCUCACAUUCCCCAGUAUAUGUCUUCUGCACCUUGGUAUCUUAAUGCUGAGAGACCUAGUUUGAAACAUCAAAGGAAAUGGAAAUCCGACCCCAAUUACACCAAAUCAUGGUAUGAUAGAGGUGCUAAAAUCUUUCAGGCAGACAAGUAUCGGAAAGGUGCAUGUGAGAAUUGUGGAGCUAUGACACAUGAUUCUAAGUCAUGCAUGGAAAGACCUCGGAGAGUGGGAGCAAAAUGGACAAACAAACACAUUGCUCCUGAUGAAAAGAUAGAAACUUUUGAGCUUGACUAUGAUGGAAAACGGGACAGAUGGAAUGGCUAUGAUGCAUCAACAUAUGCUCGAGUCAUUGAGAGGUAUGAAGCUAGAGAUGAAGCUCGAAAGAAGUACCUGAAAGAACAGCAACUGAAGAAAUUGGAGAAGAGCAACCAAAAUGGUGAGGAUGCUGCAAGUGAUGAGGAGGAAGAGGAAGAUGAAGAUGAAGAUGAAGAUGAUUUAAGGGUAGAUGAGGCAAAGGUUGAUGAGAGCAAACAAAUGGACUUUGCAAAGGUUGAGAAGCGUGUGCGUACAACAGGUGGUGGGAGUACAGGAACUGUGAGGAAUCUACGUAUUCGAGAGGAUACUGCAAAAUAUCUUCUUAAUCUUGAUGUCAAUUCUGCACACUAUGAUCCCAAGACCAGAUCCAUGCGUGAGGAUCCACUUCCAGAUGCAGAUCCGAAUGAAAAGUUUUAUUUGGGUGAUAACCAAUAUAGAAAUAGUGGGCAAGCUUUAGAAUUCAAGGAAUUAAACAUCCAUGCUUGGGAAGCAUUUGACAAGGGACAAGAUGUCCACAUGCAAGCAGCUCCAUCCCAGGCUGAGUUACUCUAUAAGAAUUUCAAGGUCAUGAAGGAGAAGUUGAAGUAUCAAACAAAGGAAACCAUUAUCGAGAAGUAUGGCAAUGCGGCCGAUGAGGACAAACUUCCAAGAGAACUUCUGCUGGGCCAAAGUGAAAGGCAAGUCGAGUAUGACCGUGCUGGUAGAAUUAUUAAGGGCCAGGAAGUAGCUCUCCCCAGGAGCAAGUAUGAAGAAGAUGUUUACAUUAACAACCACACGACUGUUUGGGGCUCAUGGUGGAAGGAUCAUCAAUGGGGCUAUAAAUGCUGCAAGCAGACAAUACGCAAUAGCUAUUGCACUGGUGCUGCUGGUAUUGAGGCGGCAGAGGCUGCAAGCGAUCUUAUGAAAGCGAAUAUUGCUCGUAAGGAGGCUGCUACAGAGGAUCCUACACCUGUGGAGGAGAAAAAGCUUGCUACAUGGGGUACUGAUGUCCCAGAUGAUCUAGUUCUAGAUGAAAAAUUGCUUGCUGAAGCACUCAAGAAGGAGGAUCAAAGAAAGAGAGAAGAGAAAGAUGAGAGGAAACGCAAGUAUAAUGUUAGAUGGAACGAUGAGGUUACAGCAGAGGACAUGGAGGCAUACAGGAUGAAGAAAGUACAUCAUGAUGAUCCAAUGAAGGAUUUUCUGCAUUAAGCUUGGAAAGGAUAAAAUGGCCUGCAUCUCUUUCCUUAGAAUUAAAGGGCAAUCUUUCUUUGCUAGUCCACGAGCCUUUCUGUUAUGUUACUGCCAGCAGCUGGAUUGGGCAGAAUGGAUUAUCAGUUUGGCAUCCUUGAUCCUUUGACCUGUAGUGAGAAGGAGGAACUAGGGUGGAACUAUAAAAAAUGUUUGUACAGCUUUUGUGUGCUUCAUUUAAUCACUUUUGACUUGGUUCAACUUGAAAAUGUUUGCUUUAAUAGCAAGUUUACAUUUUCUCGACCCUUAAAAGAGGUUAGUUUCCUUUUUUGAGGGGUGAUGUGUAAAAGAAACAGCAACUUUAAGGGGUUAGAUUGAAAAAUGUUAACUCGCUGUGGAUGAUGUUAGAAUAAAUAGUAUUAGAUUAUUGUAAUAGAUUUGCAAUUAUUCAAGUGCACUCUUGGGGAGUUCAAUCUAGUUGAUAUUAGUAUUAUGUUAGUUGACUGAGUUAGUGAGAGUUUGUUAAUGACAGCUGUUGACAGCUGUCAUAACUAAUUGGCUAGCCUAUAUAAUCAAAACUAUAAUCCUCAAUUCAGCUGGCCCAUAA
Molecule: messenger RNA, 2404 nt
Organism: Glycine soja
Lineage: Eukaryota; Viridiplantae; Streptophyta; Magnoliopsida; Fabales; Fabaceae
Product: pre-mRNA-splicing factor SLU7-A
Exons: 9
Coding region: 196-1818 (540 amino acids)
Biological process (GO): mRNA splicing, via spliceosome
Cellular component (GO): spliceosomal complex
Molecular function (GO): pre-mRNA 3'-splice site binding
Source: RefSeq, a predicted model, not a curated record